Capsella rubella is the source of this 1090-nucleotide messenger RNA. Its product is annotated as BAG family molecular chaperone regulator 4. Lineage: Eukaryota; Viridiplantae; Streptophyta; Magnoliopsida; Brassicales; Brassicaceae. Gene Ontology annotation, cellular component: cytoplasm. Gene Ontology annotation, molecular function: adenyl-nucleotide exchange factor activity; protein-folding chaperone binding. The transcript is spliced from 4 exons. The coding region runs from base 138 to 950 and encodes 270 amino acids. The record is from RefSeq and is a predicted model, not a curated record. Gene Ontology annotation, biological process: protein stabilization.
UAGUAGAAUUUGUAUGGCUUGAGCGGUGAUGUGAAGUUGUGAACCAUAAUCUUUGUCAAUACCCUGAGAAAACCCUAAUUUCUUGCUCCAAAGGGUUUUUAUUUCCAUUCUCAUACUCCGGUUCCAUCUCGAGAACGAUGAUGCAUAACUCAACCGACGAAUCGGAAUGGGAGGUGAGACCUGGUGGUAUGCUCGUCCAACGAAGAGACGACGACGCUGCUCCUUCCGACCAACCUCUCCAGGAUCCCGACUCUGCGUCCGCUGCUUUUGCUCAGACCAUCAGAAUCAGCCUUUCCCAUGGCUCAUCCCACCACGAUCUUCAUGUUUCUGCUCACGCCACUUUCGGGGAUGUGAAGAAAGCCCUUGUCCAGAAAACUGGAUUGGAAGCUAGUGAACUGAAGAUCUUGUUCAGGGGAGUUGAGAGAGAUGACGCUGAGCAAUUGCAAGCUGCUGGUGUUAAGGAUGCGUCUAAGCUUGUCCUCGUUGAGGAUCAGAAUAAGAGAGUGGAACAAGUUGAACAGCCUCCUGUGGUUACUGAAGAGAUGAAAAAGGCGAUUGCCGCAGUUAUCGCAGUCACUGAAGAGGUCGAUAAGCUUUCAGAUAGGGUUGUUGCUUUAGAAGUUGCUGUGAAUGGAGGGACGCAAGUUGCUGUAAAGGAGUUUGAUACGACUGCAGAGCUUCUCAUGAGGCAGUUACUCAAAUUGGAUGGCAUCAAGGCAGAAGGAGAAGCUAGGGUGCUGCGUAAGGCAGAGGUGCGUAGGGUGCAAAUAUUGCAGGAGAGUGUGGAUAAGUUGAAGGCAAGAUGCUCAAAUCCGUUCGUGGAUCAGAGCAAAGCCGCAGCUGUAAGCACAGAGUGGGAAUCGUUUGGAAACGGUGUGGGAAGCUUGAACCCUCCUCCGCCAGCUUCGCCUUCUGCCGGUGUAACUCAAGAUUGGGAGAGAUUUGAUUGACAUUUUUAUCAUUGCCAAGUUUGCCAUUAAGGGAAAAAUUGCAUAUUGGUACUGUUUUAUCUCUUUUUGUUAUUGUUAAGUUGGAAAAAUGACCAUAUAAAUAUAUCCGUUUUAUGAUAAUUCCAUGUCUCUAUAUAAAA